Molecule: messenger RNA, 2138 nt
Organism: Ostrinia nubilalis (European corn borer)
Lineage: Eukaryota; Metazoa; Arthropoda; Insecta; Lepidoptera; Crambidae
Gene: Rchy1
Product: RING finger and CHY zinc finger domain-containing protein 1
Exons: 7
Coding region: 140-1096 (318 amino acids)
Molecular function (GO): zinc ion binding
Source: RefSeq, a predicted model, not a curated record
AAAAUCGACCAGCUGUCACGCUAAUUUGUUAUUCAUUCCUGUAAAACAUGUGAAAAAAUUGGAAAUUUCCAUUCAAAGCCAAUUUUGUUGCACUGUUUUGUUAUUUGCAACAACCGCAUUCAAUUUUGAAGUCUAAAACAUGUCUAAUGGUGAAGCAGAGCCGAAUGGAGACUGCGCGAUGCAGACGGAGCAGGCCGCUGAAAAACGCGUUGGUUGUGCCCACUACAAGCGCCGAGCUAAGUUUGUAACGCCAUGCUGCAACAAGUUGUACAUGUGCCGAUACUGUCACGAUGAAAACGAAGAGCACUACUUCAACCGCAAGUCGGUCACCGAGCUCAUCUGUACGGAGUGUGACACUCGGCAGAAAGUGCAGGCGGAGUGUGAGAACUGUGGUGUCCGGUUUGGAAAGUACACAUGUCUGAUCUGCAACCUGUUCGACGACGAGGACAAGCGACAGUACCACUGCGAUGGCUGUGGAAUAUGCCGCGUGGGCGGUCGCGACCGCUUCUUCCAUUGCGAGCGGUGCAAUAUGUGUCUGCCGGUGCAGUUACAACGCGUCGGCCACAGGUGUGUGGAGAACGUGUCCCGCUCCAACUGCCCGGUGUGCUUAGAAGACAUCCACACGUCCCGGAUCCCGUGCCACAUCCCGGACUGCGGGCACUUGCUGCACCGGCCCUGCUUCGAGCAGCUGCUGCACUCGGGACACUACGCUUGCCCUACCUGCCAGACUAGCAUGAUUGACAUGUCCAACCUAUGGAACUACCUGGACUCGGAAGUGGCAGCGACGCCUAUGCCGCCGGAAUAUGCGGACUACAAAGCAACGAUAUUGUGCAAAGACUGUCAUAAGUUGUCCACUGUCAAGUUCCACGUGGUAGGACUAAAGUGCCAACAUUGCGGGGCUUACAACACGUGCCAAACCAAUGGAUUCCACAAAGAAAGCAGCAGCAGCAGUUCGGAAGCCGACUCCUCCACAUCGGCAUCGGGCGCGUCCCGCAGCCGGUCCGGGUCGGCGGGCGCCAUAGAAAACGCCGCGGGGCCCGCGGGGACCGCGGAGCUUCCGCGCGCCAACCCCAUGGACGAGCCGCCGCAGGCCUGACCAAUACGCAGGUACCGCCGCCACCCGCCGCGCCCGCGCCGAUAGCAAGGCGGUAGCAAAGAAUAAAGAUUGCUAGUUGAUGGGUAGAUUAAAAAAUAAUAGUUGAGCGACGGCAGAACGAAAAGUUACUACGGUAGAUUAAAAAUACUAGUUGACGCCGUAAACCAAUUUCAAGAUUUCAAACUCCAUUGUGUCCAUUUGACUAUUAUAUUUACUCGAUAUUAACGAAAGCAGUAGGUACCGCCGCUACCCGCCGCGCCAGCGGACGAAAGUUUGCUAGUUGAUGGGUAGAUUUAAAAGUGGUAAAGUCUGGUCGUCCAGUACGUAGAAUUUCGUCCAAUGACCCCAAGCUACCCAUCCUUAUCACUCGCACGUAAUUAUGUUGCUGUCGCGCUCGCACACUCACUGCGGGCGCGCGAGCGAGUAAUAUAAUUACCUACGCGCGAGCGAUAAGGAUGGGUAGCUUGGGGUCAUUGGACGGGAUUCUACGUGCUCGGCGACUGGACUAUAGUUGACGCCAUUAACCAAUUUCAAGACUUCAAACUCCAUUGUGUCUAUUUGACUAUAACGUUUAUUAUAUUUACUCGAUAUUAACGAAGGCAGUAGGUACCGGUCCGGGUCGCGGGCGCAGAGACCGCGGGGGCCGCGGGGACCGCGGAGCUUCCGCGCGCCAACCCCAUGGACGAGCCGCCGCAGGCCUGACCAAUACGCAGGUACCGCCGCUACCCGCCGCGCCCGCGCCGAUAGCAAGGCGGUAGGACGAUGCUAGUUGAUGGACGGUAGGAUUACUUGUUGAUGGGUAGAUUAAAAGUACUAGUUGACGCCUUAAACCAAUUUCAAGAUUUCAAACUCCAUUAUUGUGUCUAUUUGAAUACUUACUCCACAGUGUCUCUUUAAAUAGUCGACAUUGGCAGGUAACGAUGCUACCCGCAGGCGAUAGCAAGACGGUAGGACGAAAGUUUGCUAGUUGAUGGGUAGAUUGAAAGUGGUAAAGUCUGGUCGUCGAGCACGUAGAAUUUCGUCCAAUGACCCCAAGCUACCU